UAUCCAACCUUUUUUUUUUUUCCAAACCCUAUUUGCCAAAAACAAAACAAAAAUAAAAACGAUAUCUUUUCUCAACUUCUCUAAUUUGGGUUCAACAGAGUGGAAAAUUUCAAGCUUUUUUCAGCACCAAAAGGGACUUUCAUCAUUCAUGGCCAUGAUAGAUGCAAUGUUUGGGUGACAAUUUCUUGUGCCUGACUCUUCUUUCUUCCAAUUAAAUAUGAAACCCACAUAUUUGAAGAGAACCCAAAAUUUCCAUCCUCUCUCCCUAUCCAAUUUCAACCUCUCAGGCUCCUAAAAUAGACCAGUUCAUGGUUUCGAUCUCGUGGGGUUUGCUCAUUUGACAAGGUCCUCUCGAAGCCACCACCUCUCUCUGUCUCUCUUUCUCUGUUUACAUCUUUUCCCCCCCUUUCUUGAUCUAUCACUAAAACCCGAACAAAUGUACGGAACACAAAGUAAGAGAGACAUUGCCUUUGAACUUCAAUCUCAAAUUCCAAUCUUGAGGCCCAGCAUCCAUGCCAGGAGGGCACACCUAGUUGUAAAGUUCCAAGAUCUCUAUGGUUUCACAGUAGAGGGGAAUGUGGAUGAUGUCAAUGUGUUGAAUGAGUUGAGAGAGAAGGUGAGGCAGCAGGGCAGAAUUUGGUGGGCAUUGGAGGCCAGCAAAGGAGCCAAUUGGUACUUGCUGCCUUCUAUCUCCGAAGGCCAAUCCCUCAAGGCUUCACUUAAGUUAUCAGCUUUGGCAAACGCCGUAACUCUAAAGAGGCUCAUCAGGAAGGGAAUUCCGCCGGUACUCCGGCCCAAGGUGUGGUUUUCUCUUUCUGGGGCGGCUAAGAAGAAAUCCACGGUGCCGGAGAGCUAUUACAAUGACUUGACCAAGGCGGUCGAUGGGAAGGUCACCCCGGCGACGAGACAGAUUGAUCAUGACCUACCACGAACUUUCCCUGGUCACCCAUGGUUGGACACUCCAGAGGGUCAUGCUGCUCUCCGCCGUGUUCUUGUAGGAUAUUCUUUCCGUGAUUCUGAUGUUGGUUAUUGUCAGGGCCUAAAUUAUGUUGCAGCAUUACUAUUGCUUGUAAUGAAAACAGAAGAAGAUGCAUUUUGGAUGUUGGCUGUCCUUUUGGAAAAUGUAUUAGUUCAUGAUUGCUAUACAAACAACUUAUCAGGAUGCCAUGUUGAACAAAGAGUUUUCAAAGAUCUACUUGCUAAAAAGUGCCCAAGGAUAGCCACUCAUUUGGAAGCUUUGGAUUUUGAUGUCUCACUUGUUGCGACAGAGUGGUUUCUAUGCCUCUUUUCUAAAAGCUUGCCUUCAGAGACAACUCUGCGGGUGUGGGAUGUCCUGUUUUAUGAGGGGGCAAAGGUUCUAUUCCAUGUGGCAAUGGCAAUCUUUAAGAUGAGAGAGGAGGAGUUGCUUCUAACCUAUCAUGUUGGUGAUGUGAUUAACAUAUUGCAGAGAACCACUCAUCACCUCUUUGAUCCUGAGGAAUUACUUACGAGAUAUGGAGGGGGAAACAUGAAAGUGCAUGCAAGUGGAAUCGUUUCAGCUUGUUCUUUGCAUAGCAAUUGUAGGCACCGGUCAACAAAUUGGAAUGAACAAUUACUCUUUUCUUUUUUGGGUAAGUUGGAACAAAAUUCUAAACUAAAUUAGGGAGAAAAGCAAAACAAAAUGAAGACUGAUAAAUCAAUGAUUCGGCAUCACUUACACAAAAUUCAGUGAACUUACUAAAGAUGGAAUGUGCACACAUUUGGUGAACUUAAUUCAGUGAACACAGUGAAAGAAGCUUUAAAAACUUUUCUUUGGUGUGCCCACACCUGCUUUGCAUGUUGCCCUAAAUCAUAUUAGCUAUGUUGCUCUGUGGUAUGAAUCACUUAUUUCUCUGUAUCUUUUGACUCAUCAAUUUGAAGAUUUUAUCAAGUUGGCUAAAUAAAUCCUAAUAAAACUCUUUUUAAUUUGACCUUGCAGGUGGCGUUUGAUAAGAUUGGUUCUAUGACAACCAAUACAAUAUCUAAGCAAAGAAAAAAGCAAGAACCAGCAGUCA
This is a messenger RNA of Juglans microcarpa x Juglans regia, 2033 nucleotides long. Its product is annotated as growth hormone-regulated TBC protein 1-like. The transcript is spliced from 7 exons. Lineage: Eukaryota; Viridiplantae; Streptophyta; Magnoliopsida; Fagales; Juglandaceae. The record is from RefSeq and is a predicted model, not a curated record. Bases 437 to 1642 code for a protein of 401 amino acids.